AGCUUAUUUAUAGAAGCCUCUGCUUUGGGAUACUUGAAGGCCCCUAUGGCUGUGUACGAUGAAGACCUCCUGAAGAAUCCUUUCUAUCUAGCUCUUCAGAAGCGGCGUCCAGAUCUCUGCAGGAAAGUGGCUGAAGUCCAUGGAAUUGUCCUAGUACCAUGCAAAGGAAGCCUUUCAAGCAGCAUCCUCUCAACUUGCCAGUUUGACUCUUACGUUCUCCAACCAGUGGAAGAGAACUUCCAGACUUUGAAUGGAAAGGAAAUCUCCAUACAAGGAAAUUUGAUUGUACUUGGCACUGGUUUUAAUCAUCGUCGCUCAGUUCCUGUUCUCUUUGAGGAAACGUUCUACAAUGAGCGAGAGGAGAGCUUUAGUAUCCUAUGCAUAGCUCAUUCUUUAGAAAAAAAGGAAAGUGUAGAAGAAUCCUUGACACCAUCAAAUUCCUAUUCCCUGAAAACUAUUGAAGAUGUGAAGGAGUUCUUGGGAAGGCAUACUGAGAAGUUUGACAAAGCGAUUGCAUCUUUCCACAGGACUUUCAAGGAGCAUGACCGGAAAAGUCUGCGGCACUACAUAGAUUCUCUGAAUGCUCUCUACACCAAAUGCAUCCAGCAAUUACUGAGAGACUCCCACUUUAGGGCCCUUGCAAAGCAGGAACAUCAAAUGAAUCUGAUGAAACAAGCUGUGGAAAUGUAUGUCCACCAUGCUCUUUAUGAUUUGAUCUUUAAAUACGUGGGAACCAUUGAGGCGAGCGAGGAUGGAGCUUUCAACAAAAUCACAAGAAGUCUGCAGGAUUUGCAGCAGAAAGAUCUGGGAGUCAAGCCUGAAUUCAGCUUCAACAUCCCACAUGCCAAGCGAGAAUUGGGCCAGCUGAAUAAGUGUACCUCUCCUCAACAGAAGCUUCUGUGUCUGCGAAAAGUGGUGCAAAUCAUAAUGCAGUCUCCGAGCCAAAGAGUUAACAUCGAGAUCGUGUGCGCAGAUGACCUCCUCUCAGUCUUGCUGUAUUUGCUGGUAAAAACAGAGAUUCCAAACUGGAUGGCAAACUUGAGUUACAUCAAGAACUUCAGGUUUUGUAGCUCGGCGAAGGAUGAACUGGGGUACUGUCUGACCUCUGUUGAGGCUGCGAUAGAAUACAUCCGUCAAGGAAAUCUUUCCGACAGGCCAAUGGGAUCUGAAGGGUUUAGCGAGAAGCUGUUCUUAAGACAAAGAAUGAAUUUGCUCUCUCAGAUGUCCACGACACCAAUAGACUGCUUGUUUCAGCAUGUCGCUUCGGGCAACCAGGAUGAAGUAGAGCGCUUACUGAGCCAAGGGGACAGCGAUAAGGACACUGUACAAAAAAUGUGCCACCCGCUCUGUUUUUGCGACAAAUGUGAAAAACUGGUUUCUGGGAAGCUGAAUGAUCCGUCCAUUGUCACACCUUUUUCGAGAGAUGACCGGGGAUUCACUCCACUUCAUAUAGCCGCUAUAUGUGGGCAAGCCUCGUUAAUUGACUUGUUAGUCUCCAAAGGAGCCGUUGUCAAUGCUACGGAUUACCACGGAUCAACGCCGCUUCACCUUGCCUGUCAGAAAGGAUAUCAGAAUGUUACUCUCCUUUUGCUGCACUAUAAAGCUAGCACUGAAAUUCAAGACAACAGUGGCAACACAGCACUGCAUUUAGCUUGCACUUACGGCCAUGAGGAUUGUGUCAAGGCUUUAGUCUACUACGACGUCCACUCAUGUAAAUUAGAUAUUGGUAAUGAAAAAGGAGACACCCCCCUUCAUAUAGCUGCUCGCUGGGGCUACCAAGGGAUCAUAGAAGUGCUACUGCAGAACGGAGCCAACCCGGAUAUUCAGAACCGAAUGAAAGAGACUUCUGUGCAAUGUGCAUUAAAUUCUACGAUUCUGUCUUUAAUGGAGCUGAACUACCUGAGGUUCGAAAGAAGGCAGAGUGCUUCUCAGUCACUAACCAGGUUGGAGGACACAGCCAGCCAAGUGUCAUCUGGCUCCAGUUUCUCUUCGGCUGCCGCAACAUCCAUCAUUAGACAAGACGGAACGAAAACUUAUUACAAGGAGGUAGAGAAACUCCUAAGAGCAGUUGCUGACGGAGACCUUGAAAUGGUGCGUUAUCUUUUGGGAUGGAUGGAGGAUUUAGAAGAAUCUGAGGAAGCUGGCAGUGUGGAGAAACAGGAAUUCUGUCAUCCCUUGUGCCAGUGUUCCAAAUGUGGCCCCGUGCAAAAGGAACUCUUCAGGGUACCCUCUAAUGGGCUUGGCGUGAACGCGACAAACCAUGACGGCUUGACGUCGCUGCAUGUGGCCGCCCUCCACGGGCGUGUUGACUUGGUCUCCCUCUUGCUGAAACACGGAGCUGAUAUCGGGGCCAAAAAUGCAAACCGCGCAGCGCCCCUUCACCUAGCCUGUCAGAACGGUCAUUUCCAGGUAGUGAAGUACCUGAUGGAGUCUGAUGCUAAGCAAAACAAAAAGGACAUCCAUGGAAACACCCCCUUAAUUUAUGCUUGCUUGAAUGGCGAUCAAGAGAUAGCGGACUUUUUGUUACAGCACAGCGCGUCAGUGAGCCUUUCCAAUAACGAGGGGAACACGGCCCUCCACAAAGCUGUGAUGGGAAGCCACGAAGCUCUGGUCCGGCUGCUCCUGCGGUACCAAGCACCAACUCACAUUAGGAACAACCGACAGCGGACUCCUCUAGACUACGCUGAACCGAAUUCAGGUAUCUUCAAGCUCUUACAAGCCGUAUCAAUGUCAGAAGAAGGAAGUCAGACAGACUGUGAAGCUCACAUGGCUGUGAAGAUCCGGAAAAAAAUUGGUCAGAAGCCCCCCGAAAUGGCGGAUGACGAUCUCGUUGCCCGGCGACUUCAGUUGGUGCUGUCGAUCAGCCAGUUUAACAAAUCAAAAUAUUUGCGGAAAACGAUAACGCGAGAUAAAAGCGUUCCUAACUUUGAUGACGAGUUAAUGCACCAGUUAGCCAUUAAGAGCUUUGAUAAGAGUAAACUAAAACCAGUGGACCUUUUGAAACAAAGCAGAGCUCAAAUUCUUGCUGCCGGCAGCAAAAACGAACCUACAAGAGAUGAUGACGACCCUGAUGAGGCAGCUACUCCACCUCUUAGAAGUCAGCUCAAGCAACGGAGACACACUGUCAACGUGGCCCUUCCGGACACAGAUGUCAACAGCAUCUCUGAUGUCCCCACCUCCAGAGAGCCAAGCGUUUCCUCGCUAGAAGGUUGCUCCAACGACGAGGAACUGACAUUGGAACACUGA
This is a messenger RNA of Euleptes europaea (tarantolino), 3246 nucleotides long. It is a transcript of the gene ANKRD27, whose product is annotated as ankyrin repeat domain 27. The record is from RefSeq and is a predicted model, not a curated record. Gene Ontology annotation, molecular function: SNARE binding; guanyl-nucleotide exchange factor activity. Gene Ontology annotation, biological process: early endosome to late endosome transport; neuron projection morphogenesis. Gene Ontology annotation, cellular component: tubular endosome; plasma membrane; late endosome. The transcript has 29 exons. The coding region runs from base 46 to 3246 and encodes 1066 amino acids. NCBI's taxonomy places the organism in Eukaryota, Metazoa, Chordata, Lepidosauria, Squamata, Sphaerodactylidae.